This is a messenger RNA of Hydractinia symbiolongicarpus, 1513 nucleotides long. Its product is annotated as calcineurin subunit B type 1-like. Lineage: Eukaryota; Metazoa; Cnidaria; Hydrozoa; Anthoathecata; Hydractiniidae. Gene Ontology annotation, molecular function: calcium-dependent protein serine/threonine phosphatase regulator activity; calcium ion binding. Bases 77 to 589 code for a protein of 170 amino acids. The transcript has 7 exons. The record is from RefSeq and is a predicted model, not a curated record.
ACUGAGUUUAAGUGUUCUAAACAAAGUUAUUAAAGCAAUACUCAUUUUACAUAUUCCAUAUUAAAAGACAUUCAAAAUGGGAGCAGAAUAUUCAUUGCCUGCAGAUAUGGUUACACACUUUGACUCUGAGGAGAUUAAAAGGUUAGGCAAGAGAUUUAGAAAACUUGAUAUUGACAACUCUGGUACGUUGUCCAUAGAAGAAUUUAUGUCUCUACCUGAGUUGCAGCAGAAUCCCUUAGUUCAAAGAGUAAUUGAAAUUUUUGAUACAGAUGGUAACAAAGAAAUUGAUUUUAAAGAGUUUAUUGAGGGUAUCUCACAAUUUAGUGUCAAGGGAGACAAAGAGGCAAAACUAAAAUUUGCUUUUAAAGUAUAUGAUAUUAACCAAGAUGGGUUCAUAUCAAAUGGUGAAUUGUUCACUGUGCUAAAAAUGAUGGUUGGUAAUAAUUUAAAAGAAGUUCAAUUACAACAAAUUGUGGAUAAGACAAUCUUACAAUUCGAUUUGGAUGGGGAUGGGAAAAUCAGUUACAGUGAAUUCUGCAAUGUUGUUGGUAAUAUGGAUGUUGAUAAGAAAAUGGUUGUGGAUGUCUGAUUCUUUUUAGUUUGCGUUAACUACUUAAAACACUACAGAUGGUGUUUAUAAGAUUCUCCACCUUGAACAUAUGUUUCCCCAUUUCCCAUUAUGCUCUUUUAAAAAUACAUACAACAUUGGACAUUAAGCUCUUUUUCAACACUAAUUGUUAUGCUUAAGGAGAAGUUCUAACUUUUUUCCUUUUGAAAGGAUAAAUCAUAUAGCUUGUAUCGUUUUCAUUUUCAAGUAAUGUGAUUAUAUUAUUUAUUUAAUUUUGUGGCGUACAAAGUUAACUAUUUAUAUAUAGUGUUCUUUUCAAUAAUCCAACUAAGUUUUUUGGAUUAUUCGAAAGCAUAUGUCAGAGUUUGACCUAUAUAUCGUAUAUGCCUCUUUUCUUUGCAGUCAUGUAAUUUUUAAUUUUUGACAUACAAUUAUAAACUUCUUAGGCUGAAAUGCAUAAUUUGUUUUUCUAUCACUUGUUUCUCAUAUUCUGACUACUGUGCAGAAUUAACUUUCUUUUUCAAUUCUUUCCAUAAUAAACACAUGAAAGUAAUUACAGCCCACCUAAGAAAUGGUAAACACUUUAUUUAAUUAGGUUGUAAUGAACCAUCUUGUCUUUAGUUGCAUAUGCCCCAUUUUUUUUGUAUAAACUGAUUGUGUAUUUCAGCCUUAUUUCGAUCUAGAUUUGCAACAUGUGUUUAGAAAUUAUUUUUAGUACUAUCUUAUCACUUACAAUAUUCAUUGGUAUUGAAAUAUAGGUCUGCAAAUGUGUAUCCGCUAUUAAAAUUUGUAUAACAAUCUUUGUAGCUUUUGUUGUCUUUUUAUCAGUUGAAUGUAUAUGCUGUGGAACAGAUUAAUUUGGGCUAAUAUAUGUUGAUAGUAUAUACAAUACUAAUAUUUCAAAUUGAUAUUGAAAUUUAGCAGUAAAAGUUGAAUUUCAUUACA